Clupea harengus (Atlantic herring) is the source of this 3421-nucleotide messenger RNA. It is a transcript of the gene hps4, whose product is annotated as HPS4 biogenesis of lysosomal organelles complex 3 subunit 2. The record is from RefSeq and is a predicted model, not a curated record. Gene Ontology annotation, cellular component: cytoplasmic vesicle; BLOC-3 complex; lysosomal membrane. Gene Ontology annotation, biological process: protein targeting; vesicle-mediated transport; melanosome assembly. Gene Ontology annotation, molecular function: guanyl-nucleotide exchange factor activity; small GTPase binding. Lineage: Eukaryota; Metazoa; Chordata; Actinopteri; Clupeiformes; Clupeidae.
UGCCUUACUCUCAAGAUAUCCUCACAUGAUUUCUCUCUUGUGACCCACAUUCCUCAUCAAAUCGCUUGACUGGGUCAAAGUGUCUGAAACUUACAACAUUUGGAUGAAGUUGGUGGGAAUCUGUGCAGAACGUGAACUUCUGGUUUGUGCAACCCUACCAGAAGCAAUGGCGGAAUUGAGGACGGAUAGUAUUUGAGCGUGAUCAAGAACUAAUAGAUUGACAUCUGAUGGCCGAUUCAGCCUGUCCAACAGAUUCAAGGAGGUGUAAUUACUUCUUCCUCUAUGAUGGGUCGAAGGUCCAAGAGGAAGGAGACCCGACGCGGGCUGGCAUAUGCUUCUUCUACCCUGAGGAGACUCCACUGGAGCAGCAGGAGUUGCUGUGUGGGCAGCUGGCAGGUGUGUGCCAGUGCGUUUCAGAGCUGUCCCGCUCACCUGUGCGUCUGCUGAGACUGCGCGGGAGCAAGUUUGCUGUACGCAUGAAGGACCACUUCCUAUGGGCUUUCAGUUGUCCUCCGGACAUUCCAGAUGUGAGUGUGUGUAAACUCUUAGAUCAGUUGAUCAGCCUCUUCUGUUUCUACAAUGGCCCUAUACGACAAAGUUACCAGCUGCACAGUCGGGCUGAUUUGGCGUUGCGCUGGGCCAGGUACCUCACCCACCUCCAGGGAGGCUCUUCUGAGCUCCACCACAUCUUCAGCUGCCUGAGAACCAUCGACUCCACACAUAUUGAUCCCCUGUUACUUUUGAAGGCCGCCCUGAUCCUGCAGGCAUGCCAACGGUGCCCCCUAGUGUUGGCAGGGUGCAUACUCUACAGAGGCAGGGUCGUGAGUACUCAGAUGCCUCCUGAUUUGACAGUGAAGGUGAUGGUCCAUGAAACAGAGAGCUACAGUCAACAGGACCACAGGCCAGUGGCCAAUGGGAUCAGCAGUGCUUGUGGUACGCCCUCUUCCAGCACAGGAACAACACCAGUGUUCCUCACCCCCGCUGAGCUCCAGGCACUGUGCUGCCCUCCAGUGAAUAGGACAUGCAGGUCUCACUGUACUCCCCAACCUCCACCUCGACCAAGAAAGUCCCGCCUCCUGUCACGCACGCUAUCCGACACUCCCCCCAGCGAAUUAGACGCUGCUAAACUUGACCCUGCCCCUACCCCUUUUUUGUGUCUUUCUGACGAGUCCUGCUUAAGCCCCUGUCCAUCGUCCUCUCAAGCCACCACCCCCGAGUUCAGCCCCCUUCACCAAUCAGAAAACCCCUGCACAACGGAUGCCGAGUCACAUGAUCACGAUCUGUCCAAUGAGAUUGCGUCAUGUGAACUGGAGGAGGAAGUGGUAAGAGGCAAGAUGGCUAAUGGUUGCAGCAAAAAGGUGGAGCUGAGGAUGGACCAAAGCAAGGUGGAAGCACGUGGCGACUUGAUCCUGCAGAAUGGAAAUGGCUGUCACACCAAUGGCUAUCACCAGGAGCCAGCCUCCGAUCACCACUCUGACCAGAGCUCCGGCGACGAACCGCCAGACACAAGCCAUCUCAAGCCUCUGUCGAAUGGGGCUGAGAUGCCAGACAAAGAAGAGAAGAAGAAGAAGGAGAAAGCAAACAUAAAAAAAGAUAACCAGGAGAGAGACGAGAACAGACAAGCAAACAUGAAGAACAGUGGAAGAAAGAUUGAGGUGAAGGAUAGAGAAGGUGUGGGAGACGGAGAGAUGAGAGAGAACGGGAUGGGCAGAGGGGAGAGUGGGGAGGGAGAGUCAUCGGAAGAGGAGCAGGUAUUGCUGCCCAGGGCCCUGUACCAGCACAGGGUGAGGGCGCUGGUGCUCGCUCUGCUUGUGGAGCCGCACUUCCACAGUGACCAGGCAGCUGUGGAAGAGGUGUCCCACAGCAGCCUGGCUUCUCUAAAUGGACUGGAGGCUCAUCUGAGGACCAGCACGCCCGGGGGCCCGGGGCCCCAUGGUCCCUACACUUUCGCUCAUUACGACUGCAUCCAGAACACGCUCACCACCAACCUGUCUGGACGGUCAGUUGCACCUCAGGAUCGCUCCUUUGUGAGAGCCACAGCCCUUCUCCAUUCACAUUUCUCCCAAACACAGACUCUGCAGGAGGCCAUUGUCAGGAGUGCGGGAGCAGCGGUGUACAGCACGCGCAGCCCAGCCCAGGAGACCUACUUCCUGCAGCAUGCCACCUCAGUCAGGAACUCUGGCAUCCCCAACCACCUGGAUAGCGCCUUCUCCCUGCCCAACAAAGCCCGCCACCGGCUGCUCAAACAUGGGGUCAACCUGCUUUGAGCCGCCCUGGGGUUAGACAGCCACGGAGCUUUUGAGCUGAUCUUGAAAGCUCUGUUACAAAGCACACAUCCCAACCUCUAUGACUUUAUCAUAUUGACAUGGGUACGUGCAUGGCUUUGGCAAGGGUUAGACUUUUGUACAAAGUAGGAAACAAGCUGUAAGAAACAAAAGCGGUGCCUUUUUUAAAUAUUCUAGAAAAGACACUUCAAAUUUUUUUUAUUUUUCAUAGGAGCACUCUGGAAACUCAAGUUGCACUUUUGUCAUAUGUAAACAGUGAUUUUAACAUGCACAUAUGCACACUCUGUUAAAGAAGUAGUUUAAUGUUCUUAAAUUAUAAGUAGGUACAUAUUGUAAGCUAUGCUAUUUGUAUAGCAAAUGUUGCUGCUGCUUUAUUUCCACAUAUUUUGAAGAACAAGUUGAUGGUAGAGCCCUUCACAUACCCUUACAUAGCUGGAGCUCUACCAUAUUUGUGGUCUCCUCCCCUUUGCAGUCUGAGAUGGACAACUGCAAAUGGCUGACUACGCUGGCACUGACUACAUGGCUUUCCUUGAGAACUGAUAGAUGGCUUCCCCCUCCUCUUCUCCUUUCCCUGCGCUUCGACUGUCUCAAAGAUGACACUGCGAGAGCUGUCUCCUCUCCUGAAUCUGGCCUAGAAGGACUUGUUUCGCACAAGGACUCUGCCAUCCAGUGUAAUAUCUGCACACCAUGGUUCAGUUGCACAGCCCAGUCCUCUGCCGACCCAGAGUGAUCCAGUGCUUCACCCCCCCCACCCCACCCCCGCUUACUCCAGAUUGGUCUAUCCUAAAACAUGUUUUAUUUUUUCACUUCACUUCCACACUGAGUUGCCAUGACAAUGAAAUACAUCUCCUAAAAGACAAAAACGUGGACAUGUUCUGCAUGUUUGGUUCUUUGUUUAGCUCUACUAAAUUCAGAAUUCUAAUCAGUUUCUUUCACCCCCUCAUAAUGGUCCUGACAAGGGGGUGGGGUGUAGGGCAACACCAGGCUUGAGCAAAAAUGUACACUGGGAUUGUGGGAAGGCAGUGAAGCCUGAGAUUAUGUCUCUACAUGCUGAUUCUAAUGUAUAUAUUAAGAAGACUUUUUAAAAUUUUGUACAAUGUGCAUUAUGUAAAAUAAAGACGCUUGUUGAUAGUGUG